Colletotrichum orchidophilum is the source of this 11919-nucleotide messenger RNA. RefSeq names its product beta-ketoacyl synthase domain-containing protein. The transcript is spliced from 5 exons. Lineage: Eukaryota; Fungi; Ascomycota; Sordariomycetes; Glomerellales; Glomerellaceae. The record is from RefSeq and is a predicted model, not a curated record. Gene Ontology annotation, biological process: secondary metabolite biosynthetic process; fatty acid biosynthetic process. Bases 1 to 11919 code for a protein of 3972 amino acids. Gene Ontology annotation, molecular function: 3-oxoacyl-[acyl-carrier-protein] synthase activity; phosphopantetheine binding; fatty acid synthase activity.
AUGGCAUCUUCAAAUGUGGCCUUCCAAGGCAACGAGCCUAUUGCAAUCGUUGGCAGCGGCUGCAGGUUUCCAGGAGGUGCCAACUCACCUUCCAAGCUGUGGGACCUGCUCCGGGAGCCUCGCGAUGUGCUUUGCGAAAUUCCCCCGAGUCGUUUUGAUGUUCGCGGGUUUCAUCAUACAGAUUCUCAGUUUCCUGGUCACACCAACGUCAAACACUCCUAUCUACUCCAAGAAGAUGUCGCCAAGUUUGAUGCCCAAUUCUUUAAUAUCACAGCACCAGAAGCAGUAGCCAUGGACCCUCAGCAGCGCCUCCUUCUUGAGACAGUAUAUGAGGGCUUGGAGGGCGCUGGCUUGACCAUCGAAGGUCUCAAGGGCUCCAACACUGGUGUUUAUGUCGGCGUUAUGUACGUCGACUACGAGUCUCUGCAAUUUCGCGACUUGCAGCACGUCCCAACAUACCUUGCCAUUGGCACCGCCCGGAGUAUCGUUUCCAACAGGAUAUCAUACUUUUUCGAUUGGCACGGUCCCUCACUGACGGUCGAUACCGCCUGCUCUUCGAGUUUGGUUGCUGUGCACCAAGCCGUACAGGCUCUGCGAUCGGGAGAAGUCCGUGUCGCAUUAGCGGCCGGAACCAAUCUCCUACUCGGCCCAGAGCCGUACAUCCACGAGAGCAAGCUGAAAAUGCUGUCUCCCGAUGGCCGGUCUCGCAUGUGGGACCAGGGUGCUAACGGUUACGCCCGCGGUGACGGUGUUGCCGCCGUCGUCCUCAAGACACUGAGUGCCGCGCUGGCGGACGGAGACCACAUCGAAGCCAUCAUCCGGGAGACCGGCGUAAACCAAGAUGGUCGCAGUCGCGGUAUCACGAUGCCCAGUGCAGCGGCGCAGGCGUCGCUUAUCCGAGCUACCUACGCCAAGGCAGGACUCGACCCGGAGUCCAAGACAGAUCGGUGUCAAUACUUUGAAGCCCACGGCACGGGGACACCCGCGGGCGACCCGGUCGAGGCCGAGGCUGUGCACACGGCGUUUUUCGGCAACGGAGAUCCUGAUGCGGACCGCCUCCUCGUUGGUUCCAUCAAGACCAUCAUCGGUCACACGGAGAGCACCGCCGGCCUGGCCGGCAUCCUCAAGGUCGUGCAAGCAAUGAGACACGGCUACGUCCCGCCGAAUAUGCUGCUGGAGAAUCUCAACCCGAACGUCUUGCCUUUUUACAGUCACUUGAAGAUCCCCCAGAAGCUUACUCCGUGGCCACAACUUCCGCCGGGUCAAAGCCGGCGAGCCAGCGUGAACAGCUUCGGGUUCGGUGGAACCAAUGCGCACAUCAUCCUCGAGAGUUUUGAGCCGUCCACCUCCGACGAAGAGAGAGACAUCCAAAGCGCUGCCCCUUUUCUUUUCUCCGCACAGUCAAAACAAUCGCUCCUGUCCAGUCUCGCAGCCCAUGUCCAGUACUUGGAGCAGCAUCCCGACACCAGUCCUUCGGAUCUUGCUUGGACUCUGCGAUCUCGCCGCUCUCGUCUCCCUCUGCGACUCGCGUUGCCGGCGUCAACCAUUGAGACACUGCAGAGCAACCUAAAGGGGAUCAUUGGCAACAGCAACUUCCAGCUAGACUCCAAGGCCGCCGGUACCAGCACCAAGCAGGCUCGUCUGCUGGGUGUCUUCACGGGCCAAGGUGCGCAGUGGGCUCGCAUGGGCGCCGAGCUCGUCGAGACUUCCCAGUAUGCGGCCGACUUGCUAGCCGUCAUGGAUGAUGCCUUGGCACAGCUGCCCGAGGCGGACCGCCCGUCUUGGACUUUGAAAGAGCAGCUGCUCGCUGAAGCAAAGACGAGCCAAGUUGGCAGUGCUUCUGUUGCGCAACCUCUGUGUACCGCUGUGCAGGUCAUUCUUGUUGAGCUGCUUCACCAAUGCGGCAUCAGCUUCGCUGCUGUUGUUGGACAUUCCUCGGGCGAGAUCGGGGCCGCCUUUGCCGCUGGGGCUCUGUCUGCUCCUGACGCUAUCCGCAUUGCGUAUUAUCGCGGUCUUCAUUCCCGGCUGGCUGCAGGUCCCGAAGGAGUCCAAGGUGCUAUGCUGGCAGUUGGGACAACUUUGGAAGAUGCCGAGUCCAUCUGCAACGAUGACUACUUCCUGGGCAGAGUCAAGGUCGCCGCAUGCAACUCUGCCUCCAGUAUCACCAUCUCAGGUGAUGAAGAUGCGAUCGAGGAGAUGAUUGACAUUUUCGAGGACGAGAACAAGUUCGUCCGACGUCUCCGGGUGGAUAAGGCUUACCAUUCGCAUCACAUGGUGCCUUGUUCACAGCCGUACUUGGAGUCUAUGAAGCCUUUCUCCAUCCAAAUGAAGCAAUCCAACUCGAACUGCACUUGGAUCUCCAGUGUCAAUCCGGAUCGGUCUCUGGACGUUUCAAACAGCCUUGAUGCCUCAUACUGGGUGGAAAAUCUUCUUUCACCAGUGCUCUUCAUGCAAGCAGUCGAGAAAGCCAUUAGACUCGGUCCCUUUGACGCCGCAAUCGAAGUUGGUCCUCAUCCUGCUUUGAAGGGGCCUGUUCUUGACACUCUUCGAGACCAAAAGAUUGAGAUUCCAUACACAGGAUUACUUCAGCGCAAUACCAACGCAGUCCAAAGUGUUUCCUCCGCAAUUGGAUAUGUCUGGACGCAUGUCGACAAUCUCGUCAUCGACUUUGACCGCUACGAAUCUGCCUUAGGUGGUCCGAAGACGCAUCGCUUCAUCUCGAAUCUGCCAACAUAUCAAUGGAACCACUCCCAGGGAUAUUGGCACGAAUCCAAUCUUUCGCGAAACCUGCGCACAAGAAGUCAACCUGUUCAUCAGCUUCUUGGAGACCUGCAGCCCCAGAGCUCAGCACAUCAGGUUACAUGGAAGGCGAUCUUACGACCCCAAGAUCUUCCAUGGGUUCAUCACCACAGAAUCCAAGGGCAGACAGUCUUCCCGGCAGCUGCAUAUGCGGCUACGGCAUUUGAGACGAUCCAUUUCCUGGCAGAUGGAACUCCUGUUCAGCUCAUGGAAAUUAAAGACUUAUUCAUCCACCAGGCUUUGGUUUUUGGAAACGACGAGCAAGAGUCUGGCAUCGAGGUCCGAUCGGUGGUCAGCAACAUCAGCCACGAUGAUCCCGCAACAAUCACAGCCCAUUUCACUUACGAGGCGUGCAUUGGAUCCCAGAAGGAUUUCCAACUUGUAGCAAGCUGCGAGAUAUCAGUCUUCUUAGGCGAGCCGUCGCGAGAUACGCUGCCCGCAACUGCCCGUAUCGAGCCCUACAUGGUCGAUAUCGACACCGAGCUCGCGUACUCCUCUCUCAACGAAGUUGGCUACGGAUACACGGGUCCCUUCAAAGCCCUGUCUCGCUUGAAGAGGAAGCUCGGCAAGGCGUCUGGGUCCCUUGCCUUGACAGCCCCGGAGUCCAACGACGAGGUUCUCAUCAUUCAUCCCGCGGUUCUGGACGCAGCUUUCCACUCCAUCAUCUUGACUUUCAGCUAUCCUGAGGACGGCAGGCUUUGGAGCCUCCACCUCCCCACCCGCAUCAACAAAAUCAGGAUCAAUCCUUCGCUGUGCGGUCGUCACUGGUCAGGCGCUGCUGAAGUCCCAUUUGUCGCAUCUAUGUCCGAUGAAGCGGAAUCAAGAGAGAACUCUGGGUUCCAGGGUGAUGUUGAUAUUCACGACCAAGAUGGGGAAUUCACUGCUGUCCAGGUGGAAGGACUCCACGUUGUCCCCUUCACCCCGGCUUCUUCGGCCGACGACCAACAGCAGUUCUAUGCUACGCAUUGGGUUUCCUCCGAGCCCAACGCCGACAUUCCGGGCACUUACGAAGCCUCGGUUCAAGAUAAAGAGAUGGCUAUCAUCCUUGAACGUGGUAGCUACUUCUACCUCAGACAAUUGGAGCACCAGAUUCCAGAGGACCACCCCGGGCGGUCUGACCCGUACAACGCCGCUUACCUGUCUUUCGCCUGUCACACACACAAGCUCGUCCAGCAAGGCAAGCAUCGGUACGCAAGGAGGGAAUGGCUCAAUGACACGCUAGAAGACAUUCUCGCCUUCUCCAAGCCAUUCUCUGAGCAACCCGAGAUCAAGGCUAUGCACAUCGUCGGGGAGCAGAUGCCGCGUGCGAUACUGGGAGAGACUACCAUGCUCGAGCACUUGAUGAACAACGGGCUACUGGCUGACUACUACGCACAAGCCCGAAGCAUCACCCGAGGCACCAACCUCUUAGCGGAGACUGUCGUGCAGAUUCUGCAGCGGUAUCCCGAGAGCAAGAUCCUGGAAGUUGGGGCCGGUACCGGGCAGGCAACUCGCGAAAUUCUCAAGCGCGUCGACGACAACUUUUCGACUUACACGUUCACGGACGUCUCGGCGGCAUUCUUCGACAAGGCCGAGGCGGAGUUUGAGGCAUUUGAGGACCGCAUGCUCUACAGCGUUCUGGAUCUCGAGCAAGAUAUGAAGACGCAAGGCUUCGAGGAGCAUUCUUACGACAUUGUCGUCGCCUCCUUCGUCCUGCACGCCACAAAGAGCAUCGAGCAGACUGUGCGUCGCGUACGAUCGCUUCUGAAACCGGGUGGUUAUCUCGUUCUCUAUGAGGUGACAAACACCGACAUCAUCCGCGGUACCGCCCUCUUCGGGUGUCUCCCGGGAUGGUGGCAAGGGGUUGAAGAGGGCAGAACCCUGGGUGCGUGCGUGUCCGAGUCCAAGUGGGAUGCCAUCUUGCGCAAGACCGGGUUCUCGGGAGUCGACACCAUGACGCCCGUCAAGGACGCCAUGUCUCUUCCCAACUCUGUCAUGGUCUCGCAGGCGGUCGAUGACUGGGUCGAGUUUAUUCGAGAGCCCCUCUUGGCAUCGCCCUCGCUGUUUGUUGGACAGUCUGUCAUCAAGCAUCUCUUCAUCAUUGGAGGGUCCACUUUGCGAGUCUCUCGCUUGGUGCAGGACAUUCGAAAGCUCAUCCACGCUUUCUGCGACGACAUCACGGUGAUUGAAUCUUUAGAGAGACUAGAUGAUACGGAGCUUGACGAGAACGCCACUGUCCUGGUUCUGGAGGACCUCGACCACCCCGUCUUCAAAGACAUCACUGCAGCACGCUGGGACGGCCUCAAGUACCUCUUCGGAUCUGAGAAGUCCAUUGCGUGGGUCACCCAGGAUCGCAUGGUCGAUAACCCCUUUGGCAACAUGGGUGUCGGAUUCGCGCGAUCGGCCCUAUGGGAAAUCCCGGAGAUCCGCUACCAGUUCAUCGACUUCCAAAAUGCGCACCGAAUCGACGCGCGGGCGUUGGUGGAAUCCGUGCUGCGCUUCCAGAUGUCUGGUUCCGUUCAAGAACAGAGCCAGCGAAAACCCCUCUGGUCCGUAGAGUCUGAGAUUGUCAUUGAUUCUGACGGACGCCAGUUGGUUCCUCGGAUGAGGCCCGUCAGCACUGCCAAUGAUCGCUAUAACUCGGCUCGAAGGACCAUCGUUAAGGAUGCCCAGACUCUAAACUCUCAAAUAGCUAUUGAGAAUUCGGAUGAUCAGUACAUCCUUGUCGAGCGGUCUCCGCUGGCUCGGGACCGCUGCGACAGUAGCACGGUUACCUUGAACUUGACGCAUUCCAGCUUGCGAGCCAUCAAGACUGACCUCGGCGACGCAUUUUUGAUACUGGGAUUCUGCGCAACAACUGGCACUCAGUACCUCAGUCUUUGGGACUCUGUUGCCUCCGUCGUCAGCAUACCGCAAGAGAAUCUGGUCUCUUGUUCUGUUCCCCUAGAGUCCGCGGCGUUAUUCUUGACAGAUGUGGCUGCACACCUCCUCAUGCCAGCACUUGAGGGCUCUCUCAUCGAAGGCGACACUGUCCUGGCUCAUAACGCCCCCGAUUCGGUGAUGAAAGUACUUGGUGGCCGUCUCAAGUCGGCUGGUAUCAAGUUGGUCUGCACUACUUCCUUGAGGGAAGUUGCGGAGCAAACCGAUUCUGUGUAUAUCGGCCGAUAUAUGCGCCAAUCCGAGGUGAGGGCGCUUCUCCCCGCCAACAUCUCUCGAUCCAUCGACUUCACAACCCAAGGCGGACUGUCAUCAGUCGCUUCCUGCUUGCCGAUCAGUGUCCCUAGAGUCAACGUGUCUUCACUGCUUGCCGAAACGGCAAAGAUGAACCGGGCGUUUGGCAACGAUAUGAAUAAACGUCUCGCAGCUGCAACGGCCGAUGCACACUCAGCUGUUGCAAACCGCACACGCAAUGACACGGCGACAAGCUUGGUCAAUGUACAAGAUCUGGAGACAAUCAAGGAAGCUCCCAGCGCACUUACAAUCGUUGACUGGAGCGCCUCAUCCGUUUCCAUCAAUGUCCAACCUGCCAUAGCUCAUUUCAAGGCAGAUCGGACUUAUUGGUUGGUCGGACUCUCUGGAGAUCUUGGAAUCUCUAUUGCAGACUGGAUGAUUCGAAAUGGUGCCAAGUACCUGGUCAUUACCAGCCGCAACCCCAAGGUAGAUGAGAGCUGGCUGAAGAUUACGGAGGCAAGAGGGGCAAUAGUACGCAUCGUGGCAUGCGACCUUACCGACUACGACGAACUCGCACAGGCGCACAACGAGAUCUCUAGCACACUGCCCCCGAUCGCCGGUGUUUACCAAGGCGCCAUGAUCCUUCUAGACAUGGCCCUUCGUGACAUGGGACUCGAGGACUUUAGCCGGGUUCUCCGUCCGAAGGUCGAGGGCAGUCUGAACCUCGAUCGCGUUUUGGGAGAUGAGCCACUGGAUUUCUUCAUCUUCUUCUCUUCCGUCGCCACCGUCGCAGGGAACCCCGGCCAGGCAGGCUACACGACCGCCAACUUGUUCAUGAGCGGUAUGGCUCAGCAAAGACGCAAGCGCGGUCUGCCGGCGUCCGUUGUGGAGCUAGGCUUGAUCAUGGGCACGGGAUACAUCACCCGCGAGAAGGGCAACGUCCUGACGCGGCCUUCGUUUGAACGAGGACUCUUGACGAUAUCCGAGUAUGAUGUUCACCAGACGCUGGCGGAGGCUAUUCAAUACGGCCACCCUGAGUCGGGUGCCGAGUGGCAGAUUUCCAUCGGCCUGAGACGGAUGCCGGCCAACGCGCCAAACCGGCCUCAGUGGUAUAGCUACCCUCAAUUCGCGUGUCUCACGGAGAGGGCCGCGGUCGAGGACACGAGCGCGGCUAAUACGCAGGCUGGCCCGUCUAUCAAAGAGCGUUUGGCCACGGCGACGACGAGAGAUGAUGUUGAGAAGAUCAUCACUGAAUCCUUCAUUGCCGAAAUGCGCAAGAUGCUCCAUCUCAGCGACGACUAUGCCAUCACCCCAGCAGUCCGUACUGACGAGCUGGGGCUCGACUCCCUCGUCGCCGUCAGAAUCCGAUCCUGGUUCCUCAACAACUUCCAGGUCAACAUUCCCGCACUUCGGAUUCUCAAGGGUGAGGCGCUGCAGGGCCUCAUCGACCACGCCGUGGAUGAGAUCCCAGAGGAGUUGGCACCCAAGUUGUUUGCCCUACAAUCUGAAGACAACUCAUCAUCUUCCGAAGAGUCAUCGCAAAAGUCAGGCUCGCCGCCGUCUACCGCUCCCGAGACGGAGACUUCAUCUGUCGUCAACGGCGAUCUCGAGAUAAAGGAGGAGAAGGAGCCAGGGCCACAGGAAGUCCAGUUGGAAAGGUUCGGACGCUUGUCUUACACCCAGUCAGUAUUCUUGUUCGUGCACGAGCUCUUGCCUGACAAGACCACUCUGAACAACACAGUUAUGCUUCAUCUUAGCGGAGAAGUGCGCAUCCCCGAUCUCUCCCGCGCCGUCCGGGCGUUAGGAGAGCGACAUGAGUCGUUGCGAAGCUGUAUUUGCGAACGCGAUGGCCAGCCUAGCCAGGGAGUUAUGAAGGCCCCUUCUUUCGCCCUCGAGCACAAGAAAGUCUACACCAAGAACGAGCUUUUCGACGAGUACGCAGCACUCCGUGGCCAUGUAUUCGACUUGCGCCGUGGCCAGACGAGCCGGACCAUCCUGCUCUCGUACUCGCCACGGGAUCACUACCUCUUGAUGAGCUCGCACCACAUCUUCUUCGACCGAGCCAGCAACGACGCCGUCAUGGGCGACCUGGAGCGGUUGUACAACGGAUAUCCCCUCGAUUCGAGCCCUCUCCAAUACCUCGACUACUCUGACGACCAGCAAAGACAGUACAUAUCGGGAGAAUGGGACGAGGCCAUCGACUUUUGGCGCCGCGAAUUCACCACCAUACCCGACCCCCUGUCCCUCCACCGCAGUCAGAUCUCCGAACGACAGCCCCUCGAGCGCUAUGCAUCCCGCAUCCCGGACUUCCGCAUCGACAAGCAGCUCUCGGCAAAGAUCCGUCAGGUCGCGAGGAAGCACCGCGCCACUCCGUUCCACUUCCACCUCGCCGCCUUCAAGGUCCUCCUGCACCGGUUCCUCGGCACCACCGACGUAUGCAUCGGCAUUGCGGACAGCUGCCGCAGAGACGACCAGAUGCGCACCGGCAUCGGCCCGUUCCUCAACAUGCUACCCCUGCGCAUGGCCGCCAACGCGGAGCAGCCCUUCCUCGGCGCCCUAGACGAGGCGAGGGAAAAGAGCUUCGCCGUUCUCGCCAAUUCGAUUCCUCUGGAGGUCAUUCUGAACGAGCUCCGCGUCUCUCGUCAGGCCACGCAUACGCCCUUGGCACAGGCGUUUAUGAACUACGCCGAGAAUGACCUCGAAGACGGCCAGAUGUUCCUCGGUUGCCGCAUGACGAUGAUGAAGCAGGAGAUGGCCGAGCUUCCCUACGAUAUCACCUUUACCGUCAUCAACAACACCACGGGCGACACGCGCAUCCUCCUGAAUUUGCAGGAGUCCUUGUACACAGAUGCUGAUGCUCAAAUCUUGCAGCAUGGAUAUGAGGACAUUCUGCGGGAGUUUGCAAACGCGCCGGAUCAGGCGGUGGGUAGCAAAUGGCACUUCAGACCUGCUGUUUUGCAAAAGGCUCUUGCAUUGGGACGCGGCGCGGCUUUCAACUCCUCUUGGCCGGAGACCCUCGUUCACCAAUUCGAAAGCUUCUUCCCAGCUGUCGCGGAGAGAGUCGCGGUUACCGAUGACACUGGUGGCUCAAUUACCUACGCACAACUUUCUGCCCAGAUGAACACGAUUGCAUCUGAACUCCUCCGCCAAGGUGUGCAACCUGGCUCCAGGGUUGCGGUCUUCCAGCACCCGUCAGUCUGUUGGAUACCUUCCCUUCUUGCGAUUCUCAGAAUUGGCGCCGUCUAUGUCCCGCUGGACGUCAACACUCCGAUUGCAAGAUUGUCCCUGAUGGUGCGCGACUGUCAACCAGCCUUGAUCCUCGUCCACGACUCAACGACGGACGACGCAAAGAAGCUGGAGACCGAGCCAGGCACAUCUCUAGUCAAUGUAGCAGCUUUGGAAGAGUCAAGUGAAACAGCAAUCCCCAAUCUCGCCCAGCCGGACGCACCAGCUAUAAUCCUGUACACCAGCGGCUCAACCGGGACUCCGAAGGGAGUUAUCUUACGCCACAGCAGCUUGAAGCACGAGUUCGACCACUGCGCUACCAUUUAUCAACUCAACCAGCACGACGUCGUGCUUCAGCAGAGCGCGUGGAGCUUUGACUUAUCCGUGACGCAAAUCUUCCUGGCUCUCGGCGUGGGAGCCCAAUUGCACACAGUAUCCCACACCAUGCGCGCGGACUCGCACGCGAUGGCUGAGCUCAUCGCGAGUCGAGGGGUGACAGCCACCUACGCCACCCCAACUGAGUACAAGAGUUGGCUGAGGCGUGAAAGCCAGGCCGUAGUGCGGUCUUCGGCCUGGCGCCUAGCCCUGGUCGCCGGAGAAGCCGUCACGGAGCCGCUUCUUCAACUCUUCCGCGAGGUGGACCGCGAUGGCCUCCGUCUCUUCAACGUGUACGGUCCUACUGAGACGACGUGUGGAUCGACCAAGAUGGAGUUAUCGUACCGAACUCCUGGGAUGUAUCAAGGGACCAUUCCCGUUGGUGUGGCGUCUGCGAAUGAGCGCUUCUACAUUCUGGACCCCAGUCAGAACCUUCAGCCAGCAGGCCAGACGGGUGAGAUUGCCAUUGGCGGUGUUGGAGUUGCCAUGGGCUACUUGAACUUGGAUGAACGCACUCGGGCGUCUUUCUUGCCUGACCCUUUUGCAACCGAGGACGAUUCAAAGCGGGGAUGGACGACCAUGUACCGAACAGGCGACGUCGGGUUCCUGCAGUCCAACGGCACGCUCGUCCUGAAAGGUCGCAUCGGAGACGACACGGAGAUCAAGCUCAAUGGUGUUCGGAUUGACCUAAAGGACGUGGAAAAGACCGUCCUACAAGCUUCCGGCGGUGUCCUCGCCGAUGCUGUGGCGUCUCUUCGCAGUACCUCGGAAGGGGCGGUCAAGUUCAUGAUCGUUCACGUCGUUUUUUCGGACAAGAACUUUGCUGAGGAUAGGAGCAAAUUCCUCAAAACUCUCCUCGCUGAGCUCCCGUUGGCACGCACCAUGUGUCCAUCGGCUCUCAUUCCGGUCGACGCCCUUCCCAGAACCGUGGCUGGUAAGGUUGACAGGCGUGGAAUCUCCUCUUUGCCCAUCUCGCAGGGACUUUUCCACCGCGCCGAACAGGAGAUGGAGGGUACCUCAGGAUCGGCGAGACUUUCCAAGGCCGAAAGCACACUUCAAGCUUACUGGGAAGCGGUGAUUCCGGAGGAGCUCGUCGGUUUGCACGAGAUCGAAGCGAACUCGGACUUCUUCACCAUUGGAGGUAAUUCUCUCCUCUUGAUCGAGCUUCAAGGUCGGAUUCGCGCAGAUCUCGGCAUCUUCAUCGCCUUGCCAAAGCUCUUCCAAGCCACGACUCUGAGGUCAAUGGCUCGACUUCUUCCCGGGAUGGACGACACCGAGCCGGAGCUCGACACCCAGAUUGAUUGGUCCAGCGAGACCGCUCUACGUUCAGGAGAUGCCAUCUCUGAGCAGUUGUCUGCCAAUCCAGUUGCGAAGCUGCCUCGCACCGUCGUCUUGACAGGAGCCACAGGUUUCCUCGGCCAAUAUCUCGCGAGGUCCCUCGUCGAAAACGAGCAAGUCGAGAAAGUCAUCUGCAUAGCGGUACGAAACUCAAAGGACCAAGCCCGCCAACAUCUCCUCUCCCAGCUCGGUCCCAAAACAGAGUUCCAUGAAGGCGACCUGAGCUCGCCCCGCCUCGGUCUCACAGAGGAAGCCGCCCUCCGCAUAUUCCAAUCCGCCGAUGCAGUCAUCCACAACGGCGCUGACGUCUCGCAUCUCAAGACAUACUCCUCCCUUCGCGCCGCUAACCUCGGAGCAACCCAAGAGCUCGUCCGGUUGUGCGGUCCUCGGCAGAUCCCGCUGCACUAUGUAUCCACUACGGGUGUCGCCAUGUACACACCCUUCGAGGAGCUCGACGAGGUCUCGGUCCGCGAGCACAGGCCGCCGGUGGACGGCCGACACGGCUACGUCGCCUCCAAGUGGGCCAGCGAGGUAUACCUCGAAAACGUCCACGCGGCUGGCGGCUUGCCAAUCUACAUCCACCGCCCGUCGAGCAUCAUGCGCCCCGAAGCCGACAGGACGGGCGAGAACCCGGCUGCUGAUGUCCUGCAGAAUAUGCUCGACUACUCGCGGCGCGUGCGCGCCGUGCCAGCGGCGCCGGGUCUGAGUGGGUUUGUUGACCUGGUGAAGCCCGAGACGGUCACCCGCGGGGUUGUCGGCGCCGUCAUGGCUGGGUCUAGGGAGGAUGGUGUUGUUUAUGUUCACGAGUCGGGAGACUUGGAGUUGAAUGUGAAGCAGAUUCGGGAGUAUUUGAAGAGUGAGACGGGAGAGGAUGUUGAGGCGCUGCCGCUCAAUGAGUGGAUUGGUCGUGCCGAGGAGAUUGGAUUGUCGCAUGCCAUGGCUGCCGUAUUCUGGAGUUCGUUGGGGUCUGGAGAGUCGAUGAAUCUUCCCAAGUUGCUGAGGCGACGACUGUUGGGUUUGCUUGAAGUUUAA